CAAUUCCAGAAAAGGUUUGCAGGGCAGGUCUGGGAGAACAAAGGGCGGGGGGAGGACCCGGCAUGUUUGUGGACUUGUUUGUGACUCAGUCCUUUUACACGGCGUUUCAAAGGCAGACCUGCAAGCCUUGCCAGGAAGAGAAAGAACUUGGGGGCGGGGGAGGCUCGGGCGCAGUAUUUCUGUCCAGCCCCGCUCGCUCGGCGCUGCCCCUCGGCUCCAGGCUCGCGCAGUGGUGUUUCAUUAGAGCCCUGGACACGGGCCACUCACCAGGAACUUCCCCGCACGGAGCGAGAUUUACGACCCCCCUCCCCCGGCGCUCGGCCUCUCAAUGUCAGGCAGGAGCGCCGCAACAUAAAAUGGAGCCCGGCCGGCGCGGCGGCGGCAGCCAGGCGGCGGGCUCCCGGGCGGCGGGGCCGCUGUUCCCGAGGCUCCGCGCUGCGCCCGGGCGCACACGCGCGCCCUGACCGCGGACGGCUCCCGGCCGCCCCGAGCCGCCCCUCGCGCUGCCCUCGCGCAACUGACAGGCAAGACGGGCUGCCGGAUAUUGGCUCCGCGACACGCCGAGGCUCCUCCCCAGUCUGGAUCUUUAUAUUUUGGGAGAAUUUCUUUGAACUCAGUUACCCGGCUCCGCGAGGGAGACAAGUUCCCACAGCCGGCUCGCCGGCGGAGGCGAGGCGAGGGCUCGCCCACCUUCUCUGCAGCUGCCGCGCGCCCUGAUUGUAUUCCUCGUCUCCAUCGUGGAGGAAAAUGGACUGACUUGGCUGGGGAAAAUGCUAGUUAUCUGGAUGUGACCGUGAAAAGAGACCGUGUGACUGGAGGAGGCAGAAGAGGAUGAGGAAAAGCAUUAUUUGAAGAGAAGACUAAACCAGCCACUCCAACCCUUUCUGCAGAUUGGUGCUAUUACUUCUGGGGUCCAUUUGCUUUUAUUCUCCCCCCACCCCAAAUGAAGAAACCUUGACUUGAGGGCCAAGAGACAGCUCCCUACAACCGUAGGCACGCUUCUGGGUUGGAAGACCUUUUGGAUGUAGCGUUGGUGGAACAUUUAGACACUCUCCUCCGCAAAAGACACCAUGAAUUCCGUAGCUGGGAAUAAAGAGAGGCUGGCGGUCUCCACCAGGGGCAAGAAAUACGGGGUGAAUGAAGUCUGCUCGCCCACCAAGCCGGCGGCGCCCUUCUCCCCCGAAAGCUGGUACCGGAAAGCGUACGAGGAGUCGCGCGCUGGGAGCCGGCCCACCCCCGAGGGCGCGGGCUCGGCGCUCGGCUCGUCGGGGACCCCGUCCCCCGGCUCGGGCACCUCGUCCCCCAGCUCCUUCACGGGCUCCCCGGGCCCCGCCUCCCCGGGCAUUGGCACCAGCUCGCCGGGCUCCCUGGGCGGCUCGCCGGGCUUCGGCACGGGCUCCCCGGGCUCGGGCAGCGGCGGCGGCUCCUCCCCCGGCUCGGACCGCGGCGUCUGGUGCGAAAACUGCAACGCCCGCCUGGUGGAGCUGAAGAGGCAGGCUCUGAAGCUGCUCCUCCCGGGGCCCUUCCCCGCUCUCCACUCUUUCAAGUUCUCUGUCUGCGCUCCCUGCGCCCGCCCGCCCAUCCUGCGGGCCCUGCGCGGUGAUGCCUUCCCCUGA
Ceratotherium simum simum (southern white rhinoceros) is the source of this 1616-nucleotide messenger RNA. NCBI's taxonomy places the organism in Eukaryota, Metazoa, Chordata, Mammalia, Perissodactyla, Rhinocerotidae. The record is from RefSeq and is a predicted model, not a curated record.